Molecule: messenger RNA, 628 nt
Organism: Corticium candelabrum
Lineage: Eukaryota; Metazoa; Porifera; Homoscleromorpha; Homosclerophorida; Plakinidae
Product: elongin-B-like
Exons: 3
Coding region: 96-440 (114 amino acids)
Biological process (GO): transcription elongation by RNA polymerase II
Cellular component (GO): elongin complex; VCB complex
Molecular function (GO): protein binding
Source: RefSeq, a predicted model, not a curated record
AGUGUCGGAUCAUGCACCUUGCAGUAACAAUAACGCGCGCUAUUGAAGUUCUGUUGACUAACGUGCGGUGGGGUUAGCGCAUUGCGAUCUCAGGGAUGGACGUAUUUUUAAUGGUGCGUCGUCAUAAAACCACCAUGUUUCUGGAUGCGAAAGAGUCCUCAACCGUUCUGGAGCUGAAACGGAUGAUAGAGGGCAUUCUGAAACGUUUGCCGGAAGACCAGAGAUUGUAUAAAGGAGAUGGGAUACUCGAAGAUAGUAAGACGCUAGGAGAUUGCGGCUUCACAAGCAAUAACGCGAAGGCACAGCAACCUGCCGACAUUGGGCUAGCUGUAAGGCAGGAAGAUGGUGAAUUUGAACCAAUGUUUAUUGAAGAGCUGUCAAAACCUCCAGAAUUACCAGAAGUAAUGAAGCCUCAAGAGCCCAAGGCAGGAGACGACUGAUCUCAUAAAACAUUGAAAUCCUUGUUUUGAAGAUGGCAGUGGAUUGAGAUAAUUUAAUUACAUUUGCACCUUUUCGUCCAUUAGAUGAGAUAUAGGCGUACAUGUACUGUAGUUACUUUGCCUGUCUGUAGUCUGUAGGCAUAGCGCAGUAGCUAGCUAGACAAGGGUCUGAUUUUUGUUGCACAGGA